Molecule: messenger RNA, 1368 nt
Organism: Metarhizium brunneum ARSEF 3297
Lineage: Eukaryota; Fungi; Ascomycota; Sordariomycetes; Hypocreales; Clavicipitaceae
Source: RefSeq, a predicted model, not a curated record
AUGAAGAAACUGGAUAUCAAGGCGAACGACGCGUCGGGCUCAAAAGGCCAAUCUAAGAACCCGGCAGGGAAUUCCAUGGCUGCAAAUUGGGCGGCGUACCAGUUUAACCACGGGGGCGGUCGCGAUGCGUCCACCUUUUUGUCAGGAGCCGUCAUCUCGGACAUGCUGAGCCCAGCGGAACGGGAGCUGUUUGCCGAAGUAGAUGAGGAGCUGAAAAGCAUACAGGGAAAACACCAAAACGAGAUUAAAAGUCGCAGGAAGCAAGUGAUGGAUGAUUACGAACCCCGAGGAAAACGCUCUCUGGACGCAAAACAGGCUCACGACCAGGCGCCGACAAAUUUCUUGAUCGGCUGCAUCGACAGCGUGGAGAAGCUGACUGACAUGCUUCUGAACUUGAUCAAAUCAAUCAUCAAGACGUUCAACGGCAUCAUCACGGCGCCCAUCAACGUCCCCAUCUUCUCGUAUCUGUACAAGACGUUCAUCCGGCCGGGGCAUGACCCGACCAUCCUCGACGUGCUGGCAUUGGCCAUAGCCAUACCCGCGACCGUUGUCGCCAAGAUAGUGACGGGCAAGAAGCCGCCGGCAAUCCCCAGGGGCAAGUUUGCUACCAUUAUCAAGAACCUGGCAAGCGGCAAGGCUGUGCCGGGUCCCGAGUUCAACAAGUUCGCCGCAAAUGUCGGCGUGUCGGCGGCCACGAUCGCCAUACUCAUCAGCAUCCCGGAAAGCUUGCUUCCGGUAUCAGCCGAGCUGACUGAUCAGCACGACCAGCUGCUCUUUGUUGGUCAGCCUCGGCCGACGGCCAGCUUGGUGGCCCUCGCGGACCUGGAGGUAUCACAAUGUAAGACGAAAGGCAAGGUGACGCUCGACCACUUCCUCGACCCCUGCAUCUUGAUGUACACGCUGCACAGUGUCUCGCUCGGGGACAAGAAGCCCGGGUAUACGCUGCGGCUCAUCAGUUGGGUCGUGGCCGUGUUCAACUCGACGACCAAUAUCGUGCUGCACUUCAUCACGGCGCUCACAAAGCUGGUGGUGAAUAAAGUGCGUGCCGUCCUCGACGCCAUUCUGCAGGCCGUCAUCUUUGCUCUUUCCGUCGCGGUGAGCGUCUUGGAGAUCAUAACUCCGGAUUGGCCCGGGAAGAAUGAUGGCGACAGCGCGCUCGACAUGGCGAGUUACGUCUUCAUUCUUCUCGGCGCCUGGAGCGGAGCGCUCGAGAGGGUGAUAAAAGGGACGGAUCCGGAGUUGGAGCUCCUUGUCAAAAUUGCAAAGUACGCAUCGUAUGCUGUAGCUGGCAUCAUGGUCGCCACCAAGGUUGGCAUCCAUGUUUCUCAUGGCAAUUGGACCGAUAUCCCGUUUCUGGGAGACGUGUAG